Molecule: messenger RNA, 1884 nt
Organism: Miscanthus lutarioriparius
Lineage: Eukaryota; Viridiplantae; Streptophyta; Magnoliopsida; Poales; Poaceae
Source: the annotation of a GenBank genome assembly
AUGGGAGGGGGUGCGCGAAUUAGCAAUCAGCUCCCGGCCCCUGAGGCUGCGGCGGCUGCCGAGCAAUACCCGUCAGAAGCUUGCAGCAGGAGAAACGCCGGAAAAGUGCGGCAAAAGAACCACCAGAAUCGGGCGCCUACAAGCUCGUUACGCCUUCCGCCGGCCGAAGGCCUUCAGGCAGCCGCGCACGGGACGCACGCCGCCGAUAUCCUAAAUUCUUCUUCCCGGGAGUCCGGAACUCGCUUCUCGGCAUCCAUCCGCAGGUGUUCCAUGUGCCCCUCCGGGUGGCCCGAAGGCGCCAGCUCCAAACGCAAAGCUUUCACACGCCAUUUCCCGAUCCUCCCGAACUUCACAACGGAAAAACAUGGAUGCCCCGAGGCGAAGCAGCUCAGGCUAGUCCGCACGCUCGGGCACGGCGCGUCAGGCGCCGUCGUGUGGCUGGCCUCCGACGACGCCUCGGGGCAGCUCUUGGCGGUCAAGUCCGCGGGCGCCGGCGGGGCGGUGCAGCUGCGGCGCGAGGAGCAGGUGCUGGAGAAUCUCCGCUCUCCACACAUCGUGCCCUGCCUCGGCUCCCGUGCCGCCGCAGUCGGGGGAUUCCAGCUGUUCCUCGAGUUCGCGCCCGGCGGGUCGCUGGCCGACAGGGCAGCCCAGAGCGGGGGCCGCCUCGCGCAGCCUGCUGUCCAGGCGUACACUCGAGACAUCGCGCGGGGGCUCGCGUACCUCCACGGCCGGUCGCUGGUGCACGGAGACGUCAAGGCCAGGAACGUGGUGAUCGGCGGAGACGGCCGCGCCAGGCUCACCGACUUCGGGUGCGCGAGGUCUGUCCAGCAGCCGUCCCCGUCGUCGCGGCCAAUCGGCGGGACCCCAGCGUUCAUGGCGCCGGAGGUGGCGCGCGGGGAGGAGCAGGGGCCGGCGGCCGACGUGUGGGCGGUCGCCUGCACCGUCAUCGAAAUGGCCACCGGCCGUGCGCCGUGGAGCGACGUGGACGACGUCUUUGCCGCCGUUCGCAAGAUCGGCUACACCGACGAGCUCCCGGAGCUGCCCGCGUGGCUGCCAGCGCACGCGAAGGACUUCUUGCUCAUGUGCCUGGCAAGAGACCCCCGCAAGCGGCCCACCGCAUCGCAGCUGCUGGAGCACCCGUUCCUCGCGUCCGCCUCAUGCAAUGGCAAUGGCAAUGGCAAUGCCGAUCCGACCAAGCAUGACUGGGCGUCCCCCAACAGCACGCUCAAUGCGGCAUUCUGGGAGUCCGACGACGAGGACGAGGAGACCUCUGAGCGAGCGUUCGAAAGGAUCAGCUCUUUGGCGAGCCUCUGCUCGGGCUUGCCCCACUGGGAUUUCGAGGAAGGCUGGAUCCAAGUGUGGGGCCAGUGCUCCCGGGUCUGCGAGGCACCGGCCGACACGGUGACGGCCGGCGCUGGUUUUGCCGUAGGUAGUGGAGCGUUGGAUGCCGCCGUGGUUGAUGAUCUCCACGUCGUCGUCGUGGAAGGAGCCAGUAGAUUUGCUACAUGCAGUGUACGAGUAAGAAAUAAUUGCAGCAAGUGCCAGAAGAGACAUUCGCCUGUCCACGCAGGAGGAAAUGUAGGAGUUUUCAGCGAUUUUGUUAAGUGCCACAAACAUCCCAGCGCAGGGGUAGGCAACAAUGUAGGAAUUAGAGAUGAUUUUGCUAAGUGCAAGAGACAUCCUAGGAUGAGCGCAGGCAGAAAUGUAGGAAUUGCUGCUGAUCUUGUCAAGUGGCAGACACAUUUUAGGGUUAUUGUAGGCAGCAAUGUAGAGUAUUUGCGCCCGGUUGCCAGUUGCCGGGGCGAAGCUGGGGAACUCGAUUGUCCUUGUAAUCCAGUAGUAGAAGAUAAAUUUGAUUUCGUGCCAAUUUGGACAUUUUCGUGA